Messenger RNA from Lasiosphaeria miniovina, 384 nucleotides. RefSeq names its product Rdx type Seleno protein. The annotation marks the transcript as partial. The transcript is spliced from 2 exons. The record is from RefSeq and is a predicted model, not a curated record. Lineage: Eukaryota; Fungi; Ascomycota; Sordariomycetes; Sordariales; Lasiosphaeriaceae.
CCUCUCCUGCCUCGCGUCACCAUUCAGUACUGCACCCAGUGCAAAUGGCUGCUGCGGGCAGCCUACUACGCGCAGGAGCUGCUGUCUACCUUCUCGACGGCACUAGGGGAGGUCGCUCUGCAGCCAGCAACGGGCGGGCUGUUCGUAGUCGAGAUUACUUUCCCCGCCGAGCCAGACACGCCUACGGCGGCAGCAGACGGAGGAACCAGAAACCAACAACAGACGGCAGGUUCGGCACCAUCAAAUAACCUGUCGUCCCACCGCCGCGCCGUUCUCUGGGACCGCAAAGUCGACGGCGGCUUCCCAGAGACCAAGGAGCUCAAGCGCAGAGUCCGAGACGCCAUCCAGCCGGGCCGGGACCUCGGCCACGUCGACCGGAACUAC